AGCGACUUCCGCCGGAAGUGGAGGCGCUAAACGGUAACGGACGAUGGAGGGCGGCAAACCCGCCGCUUUCGACCGGACGCCGGGAGCGGGUCGCGGCCGAGGCCGGGGAUUCGGCGGCGGUGGCGCUGCUGCCCCCGCCCCGCAGGCCCCGGGCCCCGGCGGGAGGACCCAGGGACACGGAGACGGAGCGCAGGAGAACGGGCUGUGCGUGGGCCCGGGGCCUGGGCCUGGCCUUGGCCUGGGGCCGGGAGCCGGGGCCGGCACCGCUAACGGGGCGGCCAUCGUGCAGGGCAACGGGGUCCAUGUGAAGAGCGGCAUCCAGCAGCAGGAACCCCUGAGGCAACCACGGAGCAGCCCGCCCGCCGCCGAGUAUUCAGAUAGCAACAGCCGAGGGCAGACGGCUUUGGGAUCUCACGACCAGUAUCUGCCUCACAGCACAAACACUGCCAUGGUUAAACCACAGAGGGUGGAAGUAGUCACCAUCCAAUCGAAACUAUCAGCAAGUGCACCAGAGUUCUACCCACCAGGCUUUGUGCCGUCGAAAGCAGUGCCAGACGAGACAUUUGUGGAAUUUGAAAUACCCUCUGACCUCUCACUUGCUGAUUAUCUCCAUGAUUUUCUGAGUCUCCUAACCUCUCAUCCUGGUAGCUUUGAGCUGGAGAUUGUGCAAUUCACGGAGAUGAUGAAUGGCUGGGUCAACACUGACGAAGCACUACAAGAAGUGGUGGAAAUAAUCUACCAGCAGGCGACCACAGUGCCCAACUUCACAUACACAGGGGCUCGACUGUGUAACUACCUUUCCCAGAACCUAACUAUCAACCCUAGAAACAGCAACUUCCGGCAGCUGCUAUUACAAAGGUGUCAGACGGAAUAUGUAAAGAGAGACGAAGCGGUGAAAGGUGAUGAGAAAACUAGGAAGACGUUCCAUUCAUUUGUGCUGUUCCUGGGUGAGCUGUAUCUCAACCUGGAGGUUAAAGGUCCAAAUGGAGCACCGACACGAGCUGAGAUUUUGCAGACAGGUCUUUGUGAAUUAUUGAAUUCACUGCUUUCUCAACCCGUGGAUGAUAACCUCAUCUGUGCUGUAAAAUUACUGAAGCUGACGGGAUCAGUGUUAGAAGAUGCCUGGAAGGGACAAGGGAAGCCAGACAUGAAUGAAAUAAUUCAGCGAAUUGAGAAUGUUGUUCUAGAUUCUAACUGUAGCAGGGAUGUAAAGCAGAUGUUGCUGAAGCUGGUGGAGCUACGGUCAAGUAACUGGGGUCGUGUUCACACAGCAGCAACAUAUAAUGAAGCUACACCUGAAAAUGAUCCCAACUAUUAUAUGAAUGAGCCUGUAUUUUAUUCAGCAGAGGGUAUCCCUCUCACUCCAGCAGACCCAGAUUACCUGGAAAAGUACCAGGAGAUGAUUGAUCGAGAAGAGCUGUUUCAAGGUUAUUCUGAUGAAGAUGGAGAUGCGUACCUGGAUGAUUCGGAAAACGAGAUGGAUCCAGAGAUGGAGGAAGCGUUUGAAAAGUUCUGCGCUGAAACAGAGAAAAAGAGGAAAUAGUGCAGAGAGGCGAGCAAAAGAUUCGUUAGAAAUCAAAAAAAGACAAAAAAAUUUGCGUUUUGAGUGUUUAUUUGAAAAAAAAGAACAAAAAAAACUUUUGAAUUUCAAAAGAUGUGCAGGUAAUUUAAAGACAAACCGAAGAAACAUUUUCAUUUUUCUUGUGCCAUUGAAAGCAUUGCAGGAAAAAUUCUGUUGGAAUCCACCUAAAACUGUUGAUGGCGAAUGCACCACAAAAAUGCCCAAGCAGAAUCUGCCGAUUAACAUAUGCUGUACUUUUAAUGAGACUCUUUUGUAAUAUAGUUUGUUAUAGUUUUAUUUUUAUGUAAAAGUUGCAAGUUCAAAACUAAAAUAAAACGAUUCUUUGUAAUGGGCUGCAUUGCUUUGUGAAGCACACUAAAGACUUCUACUUGCCUAACCAGUACGUAACUUGAAGAAGAAAAGAGGCUCACAGACCGAGUUAUAUACAUUAACAGGGAGACAGGGAGAUACAUGCCCCACACAAGCUGAUUAGGCUAAAGAGAUGUACACGUGUACACAAACCGAUAGUUACAGGUCAAGAGAGGAAAUGAGAAUUACAGCGCACCACAAUGAUGAGGGUGUGGGGAGGGAGAUAUGCUUGCAUUCACACACAGCAAUUGACAAAGGACAUGUAUACAGAUUGGCAGUUUGCCAACAAUAAAGUGCACUUUAAUCACCCAUGCUAAAUUUCUAACAAAUUAGGAACUAGUAGGUGAAUGAAUGUGUCAUAUGCUUAAAGAUAUUUGUAUAUUGUAAUGUUUUGGUUAUCCCUUUCUGUAUUACCUGAAGAUCCGUCAGUUCCAAAACCUGCUUAUUAGUUACCAUGGCCUUGCACUGCCAGACACCUGUUGUUUCCAUGUCUGUUGUUUCCUAUUGCAAAGUGAGCCGUGCUUGACCAGGCAAAAAUGGUAGGCAGGCAAAGACCAUCAAAUCCUUGCCUCACCUCACUUAACCUUAACUAGUCACUUCAUCAGAAUGUGGUGCUGCCAGUUUUCUUCAGGAUGAUUUGAGAGGGAGGAGUUGGGGAAGAAGAAAGAGUGAGUAAGACAUGUAUAUAUUAUAUAGAGUAACAGAUUUCUAAGGGAUGCUUCAGGUGCAGCGAGGGUUCUUUGCCAUUUUGGGACUCUUAAGUAGGCUCUUAAAUCCAGGUUGGUAGCACAGGAAUUUUCAAUUGUCCUUCUGCGUCAGUUGUGUCUCUUUCUCUGUUUCUCAGGAAUUUGUUUAUACAGUAUCUGGUUUGUGUAUGUGUGUACUUUCUGUUUUAACUGGAGCAAAACCUGGUUGUAAAUAAAGAAUAAAUGUUUUAAUUUGUCUCAAAUCGGCUCUUUGAGAGCAAAGCGCAAGGCGUCUUUUCUCACAAGGUUUAAAGUCGGUGGCGAUGAACUGCUCCACUGACUUGCACGCCCCAAUACAAGCUACCCCUGAUAGGAGUUUUAAAGUAUCCCCACUCCCUCACAGCAAGGAGCAUACCCAGCCUCUGAAUAGCACCAUCCACCAAUAACUUGCUGCCUGGGGAAAUAGGUAGAUUCAGUACACCAGGAGGGCUAGCCUUCAAAGCGUAGUCACUGCUUGUAGUCAGAGUUACUAUUAUGUUCAAAACCCAGAGCCCAAACAGCAUCUGCACUCGGCAGCAGUUCCAAGCAGGGUUGUACCCUCAGCUACGAUAAGACCGUCGCCUUCAAGCAGCAGGCCCAGCAACAGAGCAGUGCCUUCGUUUUUCAGUCGUAUUUACUUGAAUUGUAGAUGUUUACACUGUUCCUAAUUUGUAUAUAACAAUGCAUGAGAGAACCUUGUGGUCUUUUUUUCCUUCCCUACUGCUGGUAAAUAAAUUUUGAUGUGUUUGUAA
Molecule: messenger RNA, 3407 nt
Organism: Carcharodon carcharias (great white shark)
Lineage: Eukaryota; Metazoa; Chordata; Chondrichthyes; Lamniformes; Lamnidae
Gene: paip1
Product: poly(A) binding protein interacting protein 1
Exons: 11
Coding region: 44-1543 (499 amino acids)
Biological process (GO): regulation of translational initiation
Molecular function (GO): RNA binding; protein binding; translation activator activity
Source: RefSeq, a predicted model, not a curated record